CGCAUUCCAUGCUAGAAAGGCAAGAAAGCUACCCAAUUCCUGCUCUUCCUCUACCGACGUGCUCCCCUCUAAUAAAACUCCCACUCCUAAUUUCUCCAUUCUCAUUUUAAAUUUAGUGGGGUUUUCCUCAAUUUUUCCAUACCAAACUCAAACAAAGACCUUGCCUUUCUUCCUGUACCUUGAUUUUUCUCUCUUUUUUGGGUAUUUCCUGGAUUUUGGGGAGUUUUUCUCCAAGUCAGCUGCCAAUUUUUGGUGCAAAGAAAGGUUGAAACUUUGGGUGUUUUUUGGUGCCUGGAUCCAAUUUUCAGGAAUAAAGUAUUGUGAAGUUCAUUGUUCUCCUUCAUGGAGACUCUGAGUUCUGCCACGACUCUGCCUAUUCAUCAUCGAACAUCAAACUACGAUGAGUCAUCCAUGCAUCAAAGUUUACUCUUUGCAGACAGCCUUAAGGAUUUGAAGAAUUUGCGAACUCAGCUGUAUUCAGCAGCGGAGUAUUUUGAACUAUCUUACACCAAUGAUGAUCAAAAGCAAUUAGUUAUUGAGACAUUAAAGGAUUAUGCUAUCAAAGCUUUGGUGAACACGGUAGAUCAUUUAGGUUCAGUGACUUAUAAGGUUAAUGAUCUUUUGGAAGAAAAGGUUGAAGAAGUCUCCGAGACGGAAUUUCACGUGUCAUGUAUUGAACAGAGAUUACGCACAUGCCAAGAGUAUAUUGAUCGGGAAGGUAUGGCCCAGCAAUCAUCCAUCAUAGAUACACCGAAAUACCAUAAACGAUAUGUCUUACCAGCUGGUCAGAUUAUGAACAGCAGCGAUCUUGCAAAUUUGAAGUACAGAAGUUGCGGCGUAGAUGAAGAUGACUGGUUUCAGUUCCGGAGUGCUAUUAGAGCCACAGUUAAAGAUACACCAUCCACAAUUAGAGAGACACCAUCUUCAUUAAGAGAGACACCAUCAUCAUUAAGAGAGACACCAUCUUCAGUUAGAGAUACAUCAUCUACUAUUAGAGAAACAUCCUCCUUUGUCAGAAGAGGACGCUCCACUUCACCUGCUCCUCGGCCAUCUCGGUUACCUGGAUCGUUCUCCUUUGCCAGCUCCACCCCCAGAAAAGUACAAGACAAAAGAUCAGUUUCACCACAUCGGUUUCCUCUCUUGCGUUCUGGUUCUCUUGCUUCGAGACCAACAACACCAAAAUCCAGUAGGCCAACAACUCCGAAUUCUGCUGUUGAAAAACAACGGUAUCUUUCAGAAUCGUGGAAAUCGGUCUCAAUGCGAGUUCACGAUGAGAAGGAGAAGCCAAAGGAAGUCGAGCGUCACCCCAGCAAGAGUAAGCGUCUGCUCAAGGCGUUACUUAGCAGGAGGAAGUCGAAGAAAGAUGAAACAUUGUUUACUUAUUUGGAUGAAUACUGAUAAACUAAUAAAAUUUGCCCAGGAAAAAAAGUUGGGACAAUCUGCAGUAAUUUUAAUCUUAAUUUAUACACCAGAAAGUAAUUGUAAUUUGUUUCACAUAAGAUGUGAAAUGUGUUUGAGCUGUCUUUCAGCUGCUAUGUAUCAUAUGUAUUUACUUCAUAUUUUCUUCUCUUGCUCAA
Messenger RNA from Spinacia oleracea (spinach), 1577 nucleotides. RefSeq names its product protein ABIL2. Bases 343 to 1398 code for a protein of 351 amino acids. The record is from RefSeq and is a predicted model, not a curated record. The transcript has 10 exons. Lineage: Eukaryota; Viridiplantae; Streptophyta; Magnoliopsida; Caryophyllales; Amaranthaceae.